AUGCUUCCAACAAAAGUAAUCUGCCUAGUUUGCCUAGGUGGCGCCUGGAGCAUUCCGGUCCGUGACGAAAAUGCUCUUGAAUCUAUUGCCGAUUUUAAAGACUUAUCGUUCGUCGAGAGUUUGUUGGACUUUGCGAGCAGCUCAUACAAAUGGGACACCGCCGAGAAUACCAACCAUGAGUUGGAAAGCAUUGAAGAUGACGAGCCAGAAGGCGGUUCUAGUGAUGAAGCGGAGAUGUCUGAAGCACCGACAGUACCUGAGAUCUCCAUCGGUGACACUGAAUCUGCAAACGCAGACACAGAGUACCACGAAGAGGACUCUCCAGAACCAGAAACUUCUGAGGUCAGUGAGGAGCAAGAUCACGAUAUUGGCAGCCUCAACAAUACAGUUCACGGCACAGACUUCCGAGUUGAGACUGGUCUCUUUUUCGAUGUGAACAAGGGCGGCGACGAGAGCUGCGACGAGUACUCUGAGUCGGACGACGACUGUGACGAUGACGAGAGAGGGCUUCUCAAGAAGAUUCUAUUCUUCUUGCCUGCCAGCGUCCAAUCAGGGGCAAACACCACGAAGCCUGCUAACUUCAUUGUACCUAGUGCAAACGAGCCGCUCAAUGCCACCGUCUCGACUAGUCACAAUGCCACCAAUAACGAGACCUCUUUUACGUCCACACGCUCUGCAAGACCGAACCUCGACGAUAUCUAUCGCAUGAUGGAUUCCCUGGCUCCAAGCCUCUCUAUCAACUGGCUCGCGGUUCUUCUAUACUUAAUUUGA
Messenger RNA from Candidozyma pseudohaemuli, 771 nucleotides. RefSeq lists its product as uncharacterized. Bases 1 to 771 code for a protein of 256 amino acids. Lineage: Eukaryota; Fungi; Ascomycota; Pichiomycetes; Serinales; Metschnikowiaceae. The record is from RefSeq and is a predicted model, not a curated record. The transcript has a single exon.